CGCCAUUCGGAUCGGAUUGUUGUUUCGGCUCACAGUAACGGUCAUCGAGCAGCGCGAUUUAAAAACUAGACAUAGAACGUUGACUAAAGUCAAGUCAGCGCAAUAAUAUAGUUUGGCUUUCGGCGAUACGCCUGAUCGAUAGUGGCGCAAAAAUCCAUACCCACAAACAUCGGGCCACGAUGUGGUGAUCCAGAUGUAGAGGAAGCCUGACUUCAGUCGACAAACAUCUUCUAACGAACAGCUGUUGGAUUGGGGGCUGAUUUUGACCAGGAUUUCAUAUGCGAAAAUCUACGUUCUUUGUUUUUAUAUUACUCAAAAUGGCUCGCUUACUUAACGGCACCACCGAUGAUGAGGACUUUUCUCAACCCGAGAUGGGAAACAACGAUACCGAAACCAGCCCCUGUCCCAGUCAACUUCCGACAGUGAUUGAAUAUUUAAAUGGAAUUGACCUUAUACUAACUGUGAUCAUAGCCAUAACAAUCAUCCUUAGCGUUGGCACCGUUGUAGUGUGUAUCCGAAAUGUGAGAUUGGUCCUUGGACACACCCCUAAACGGUACAAAACGAAAUCCAUCCUGGUGCUGGUGAUAUAUCCGAUAGUUACGAUGUUAGCGAUAGUGUCCAUACUCAUUCCCAAGUCCUAUUUCGUUUGCGAUACGGUGUCGCAUAUCUAUUUCAUGAUCAGCGCCUAUGUGUUCUACAGUCUCAUCAUGGACUACAUCGGCGGGGAAGAUGCGUUCAUCAAAUCCAGUGAUACGGAAACUUUCACUGCUCGGACCCCACCCUGCUGCUGUUGUUUACCAUUCCUGAAGAGAUCUACAGUUACCAAAAAUCGAUUACUGUUUGUCCGAUUGCUUAUAUUGCAACUUCCGAUCGUCCAGAGCUCGCUGUUCAUCGGACUUAAUGUGGUUUACGUCGAAGAUGUGUUGAACUUCAACCGAAUUCUUACGUUCUUUGUGCCGUUCAUCGUGGUUUCGAUUAUCCUUGGCGUUUGGGGACUGAACAUCAUCGUUCGUAUGGUGGGUCCUCUGCAUGUGGAGCUUAAACUGAUGGGCAAGUACGCAGUUCUACAGUUGGUGCUUAUAUUGUGCAAAAUUCAACCGCUAAUCAUUAUGGGACUCGUGACUUACAUCACACCGAGAUGCGAUUUUCCACUUACCUUGCAAGUACAAAAAAACGCCGUUUUCCAAAUGUGCCUCUGUGCGGAAAUGUUACUACUGUCUUUGUGGGCUUCUCAUUUGUACAAAACACCCAGCAAAACGCGUCAGCUAUUGGCAAAAACGGAACCAUCCGGAACAUUUUAAUUCAGACUUCCCGUCGCCAGCCGCCUCUCCCUAUACUGGAACAUAUCAGUGCAGUGUUUUAGUGAUAUUGAUGAAUAGCAUCGCAACGUAACAGAGAUACUUAUUUGUCGUGAACUUUUGUGAUAACUGGUGAACUAGUAUUUCAAACAGAUGAUUAUAUGAUAAAAAAAACUCUGUUGUAUUUUGAUUUUUGAAAGAAAGUCAUAACA
Molecule: messenger RNA, 1510 nt
Organism: Uranotaenia lowii
Lineage: Eukaryota; Metazoa; Arthropoda; Insecta; Diptera; Culicidae
Product: organic solute transporter alpha-like protein
Exons: 9
Coding region: 279-1301 (340 amino acids)
Biological process (GO): transport
Molecular function (GO): transporter activity
Source: RefSeq, a predicted model, not a curated record